Molecule: messenger RNA, 2082 nt
Organism: Synchiropus splendidus (mandarinfish)
Lineage: Eukaryota; Metazoa; Chordata; Actinopteri; Syngnathiformes; Callionymidae
Exons: 14
Coding region: 1-2082 (693 amino acids)
Biological process (GO): binding of sperm to zona pellucida; prevention of polyspermy
Cellular component (GO): egg coat
Molecular function (GO): acrosin binding; structural constituent of egg coat
Source: RefSeq, a predicted model, not a curated record
AUGUAUCGUGCUGAGGGAAGCGCCAUCCACCGAGUCGAUCUUCUAGCCUCGAUUCUCCUCGCUUGCUUGGUGCAGAUCUGCGUCUCUCUUGAGCUACCGCAGCUGGCGGGUGACACAACCUCCUCCGACCUCGACGUCGAGCAUGGCGACUCCGCGCCUGACAGUCGGCUCCAAUCUGAAGCGCGGGCUCCGGGCAAGGAUCGGCCCAAGUUGACCGGGUUUUCCGAACUUCAGUUUCUUGGCACCGGGACGUCUGGACGCGCGACGGAAGCUGACGACGUGUUUCUAUGGAGCGUUGGCAACGUCACUCAACCUGCGAGGUCCCCCUCGACUAAAAUCCGUUUUCAGAGAGACUUUCCAGGUGUGAAAGGAAUCCAGGGUUCUGUUUUAGGACCGUUCACAGAGGCUGAUCAAACCUUGGUGGACUGGUUGGCGACCACCCCCGUGGUUUUGUGCAGCGAUGACGUCAUGUUUUUCACCGCCUCCGGAGAAGGGCUGGCACACUUGUUUGUGGACAGAGAGGGCGCCGCUCCCAUCUCUCUGCUCCACCUUCCUUCAUACUGUGGUUAUUCUGUGAAGUCAUUGAGUGAGGACCUUCAAGUGCUGGCAGCAUAUGAUGCAUGUUACAUUAUACAGGAGAAUGGCAGUUAUGUUUUGCCCUUGCUCUGGUCUGGAAGCCCGCUGAAGCUCUCCUGCCCCAUGGAGAUGCCCACGCCUGCACCGUCUCCAUCUUCAAUGGCUCCCUUGGUUUUCUGCUCUCCAUAUGGGAUGGCAGUGCAGAUAUAUGAGAAGGAAGAGGAUAUUCUGCUGCUGGGAGUUAUAGUGAACGGAGACUGGGUUCCAUUUGUGUCUGCGGACUGUGCUUACCGUAUAAACUCUGAACCUGAAGAUUUUAUAUUUUUCAUUCCCUUUGUGGCUCCUUGUGCAACAGUCAAAGACGAAGUUUAUAUCCAAUUAGUGAGUCAGCAGGAAUACAUCCUGUUGUGUCCUGCGCCUCCUGGGCUUGUGCAUCCGCCUCAUUUUCCACCACAUCACACUCCCGAGCUCCCUCAAGCUCCAUACCAAUCAAUGGUCUUCCUUACGGUGAACAGUACGCGAGCCCGUCUUUCCCAUUGUCCCAGCCAGUUCCCGAGUACCCAUCCGUCUCACAGGUGCCGUCCAUCCCUGAGACUCCGUCGGCCCCAAAGGUACCAGCCAGUUACGCAGGUAACAUCUGUCCCUGAGCAACAGCCAGUUACUCAGGCGCCAUCCUUGCCCGAGCACCCAUCAGUGUCACAGGUGACAUCUGUCCCUGAGCACCAGCCAGCUCCGCAGUACCCAGUGGUCCCGCAAGUGCCAUACUUCUUUGGGUACCAUUCAGUUCCGCAGGUACCAUACUUCCCAGAGUACCUGUCGGCCCCUCAAGUUCCGUACUUCCCUGAGUACCUGCCGAUCCCACAGUGUCAGCCAGACAAGAUUUCUGUAUUUCUGCCUUUCGCCCACCCGGACUCAAUCCAAGUCACAGACAAGGAGAACUGGCUGUACAUUUCCAGUGUCGCCCCUCACUGUCAGUACAUGAUCCAGAUGUCUCAAGGAGCAGGCGUGAGCUUUCAAUCACCAUUGCCGGCUUGCCACAGCUAUUUAGAGAAUUCAAACACUGUUUCUUUACCUGUGAGAUUUUUCAAUGUCUACACGGAGGAAUACCUGUCCCUGGAUCUUCACUGCCCACUCAUUUCAACUCCCCCAUCUGUCAGUCCCCCUACAACACCCCCCUUUAUUGUCCCAAAGCCUAAGGUCUCCUGCACGUCCCAUGAGAUGAUUGUGGAGCUCCCUCCUGGGCCCAUGUCUGGAAUAUCUGUUAAAGAUGUCAAAGGAAAUCAAAUUAACCUUAAAGAUGCCUCGAAUUACUGUGGCUACUCUGCAAGCAAGGGACAGGAUGGCAAAAUCCAUUUGAGUCUUCAACUCCAGUCCACUUGUCACAUGAAUGUGGAGGGUAAAAUGUACUCCAUCACUGUUGGAUAUUUGACUGAUGGAGGGGCCCAGGAGGCCCAGUUUUCUUGUCCAGUAUCUGUGUCUGGGAGAGGUAUAGUGUUUGUGCUGUGA